Diachasmimorpha longicaudata is the source of this 2208-nucleotide messenger RNA. RefSeq names its product protein FAM50 homolog. NCBI's taxonomy places the organism in Eukaryota, Metazoa, Arthropoda, Insecta, Hymenoptera, Braconidae. The coding region runs from base 441 to 1454 and encodes 337 amino acids. Gene Ontology annotation, biological process: chromatin organization. The transcript has 3 exons. Gene Ontology annotation, cellular component: nucleus. The record is from RefSeq and is a predicted model, not a curated record.
UUGUAUAACCAUAAAAUAAAUUUGUUUCCAUCGUUAUUACGAUUGUUAUUGACUAGUUAUUUUUUACUUUUUUAAUGGUUUUUACUAAUUAUUGAUAAUGUUCACAACUCGGCAAAAUAUGUCGAUAAAGUAAAGAACCUCCCCCUUCUUUGUCCUUUCCCUGUUUCGUGCUUCAUUAUAAAAUGUUGUUUUGACACUUCUCCAUGUGUAUCCAACAUUUUCAACAUAUUAUCGACUUAAAUAACAAUUAUUUUGUGCAAAAAACAGUUCAACAAUUUUGUGGAGUCUUUGGGUAGUGAAUUAUCGCCCUAAAAAGUAAAAUAAUUGAGUGACAAAAAAAUUCCAAAGUGUUAACAACAUCCUGCACCUGAAAUAGGUUAUAUUGUCAUCAACAAACCAUCGAAUAUUCAUUAAGUCGUUGAGAAAUUAAUUAAUAAACAAUGGCCCACUACAAAGGAGCAGCCAGUGAGGCUGGCAGAGCAAUGCAGUUGAUGAAAAAACGAGAGAUAGCCCAACAAGAAAUAGAACUUCGUAAAAAGAAAAUCGAAGACGACCUGAAGAUCCACAACAUCGAGAAUAAAUUCGCCACUCACUACAAUGCUGUUGAACAACAGCUGAAGACCUCGACGAUAGGCCUGGUAACCUUGAACGAGAUGAAAGCUAAGCAGGAGAACAUUGUCAAGGAACGAGAAAGAAAAUUAGCACAGAAGGAGAAAGAGAAGGAGCAGGAGAAAGAGAGGGCACUUGCAGCAAAACAGGCAGAGAAGAAUAAACAGAAGAAGCAGAUUCAGGCAUUGUCAUUUAAUCUUGACGAGGAUGAGGAGGAUUCGGAGGAGAAUUCUGAAGACGAUGAUGCAACACCAGCUGUCAAGAAAAUUAAGAAAAAUCCACACGUGGACACGAGUUUCCUGAGGGACAGGGAGAGAGAGGAAGAGGAGAACAGGUUGCGAGAGGAACUCAGGCAGGAGUGGGCUAUGAAGCAGAAUGCCCUCAAGGAGGAAGAGAUCGAGAUCACCUUCAGCUACUGGGAUGGUUCUGGACACAGGAGGAGUGUCAUGAUGAAGAAAGGUAACUCUAUCUAUCAGCUACUCCAACGGUGCCUGGAGGUCCUGCGACGAGAGUUCAGUGAACUCAAGACUGUCAUGGCUGAUCAACUGAUGUAUGUGAAGGAGGAUUUAAUUCUCCCUCAUCAUUACACAUUUUAUGACUUCAUUGUCACCAAAGCUAGAGGCAAAAGUGGUCCUCUAUUCACUUUCGAUGUUCAUGACGACAUCAGGAUGGUGCACGAUGCCUCGGUGGAGACUGAAGAGUCACAUGCUGGUAAAGUCUUACUGAGGUCUUGGUACGAGAGGAAUAAACACAUCUUUCCAGCGAGCAGAUGGGAGCCCUUCGAUCCAACAAAAAGCUACGACAAAUACACGAUCUCCGAUAAAAAGAAAAAAGAUAAAAAUUAGUAAUCGUUAUGUUCGUCGUCUUACAUUAAUUAGACUCAUCUUUGUAAUCAGUGGUCAAUAUAUUUUGCAUCUCAUCGUUAAUGAAGUAAGGAUUCAACCCUUUAUCGUCUGAAAAAUCCUCGAGUAAAUCAUUGAUUCGUUUUUUCUCUUCGUCAGUCAUGUUGAUGAUUUCCUCAUGAUCAACUUCGGAAUCUUCAGUUUUAUGUAAAUUCAAAAAAUUAAUUGUAUUCUUAGAGAGAAUGGCACACUCUGGUGGACUUGACAACAUCAUGUCCUUUAGUCUUUCACGAUUUUUAAAUUGUUCCUUCGAGAGGUCCUCGUUACCCUUCUGGAAUUACGGUAAAUCUCGUACAGAAUAUUUUUAACAUAAAAAUUCGUUUGCGAAAUACCUUUAUUUGUAGCUCCAGAUCGUGAAUAGAAGCAUCUAGCUCCUCAAUUUUUUUCAUUUCUUCAAGAAUAGUCUUCUCAUCCUCCUCGAUUUCCGAAGGAAGUUCGUUAUCACUCAUCGUUUAACUGAUUCAAUUUCUAUUAAAAAUCUAAGGAUUUUCUGUCUUAUGGGGGAAUUUCAUUGACUUCGACCAAUCAAUUCGUUGCCAUGACGAAAAUAAUGAAAGGAAAAAACCUGUGAAGUGCUGUGCAAAUGUUUCCUUGAAAGUAAGAAAAUAUCCGCAACUGUCUCUUCAAUUAGCACACGAAUUUGUUAAUUAAAUUCAACAAACGUUCAAUGAACCCUACAAGUUAUAGAACAUUCCAA